This is a messenger RNA of Pistacia vera, 1760 nucleotides long. Its product is annotated as inositol transporter 4-like. Gene Ontology annotation, cellular component: membrane. The coding region runs from base 30 to 1760 and encodes 576 amino acids. The record is from RefSeq and is a predicted model, not a curated record. Gene Ontology annotation, molecular function: myo-inositol:proton symporter activity. Gene Ontology annotation, biological process: transmembrane transport. NCBI's taxonomy places the organism in Eukaryota, Viridiplantae, Streptophyta, Magnoliopsida, Sapindales, Anacardiaceae. The transcript has 6 exons.
UUGAAUUAGUUUUAGCCAAUUCCAUAAGUAUGGUAGAAGCAGGGGUCUCAAAAGCAGAUAAGACUGAGUUCACAGAAUGCUGGCGAACAGUAUGGACGACGCCUUAUAUUAUGAAGCUUGCUUUCUCAGCUGGCAUUGGAGGGCUCUUGUUUGGUUAUGACACAGGAGUCAUAUCUGGUGCCCUUCUGUAUAUUAAAGAGGAUUUUGUUGAUGUUGAGAAGAAAACAUGGCUCCAGGAAACAAUUGUGAGUAUGGCUGUUGCAGGUGCUAUUUUUGGAGCUGGUAUUGGCGGAUGGAUCAACGACAGGUUUGGGAGAAGAAUAUCAAUUUUAGCAGCCGAUGUAUUGUUCUUCCUUGGUGCAAUUGUCAUGGCUGUUGCUCCAGCUCCCUGGGUGAUUAUUCUUGGAAGAAUAUUGGUUGGUCUUGGAGUUGGAAUGGCUUCCAUGACUUCACCGCUUUACAUUUCAGAAGCAUCUCCUGCUAGAAUUAGAGGAGCACUUGUUAGUACAAAUGGGUUGCUAAUUACAGGGGGCCAAUUCCUGUCCUACCUCAUCAAUCUAGGAUUUACCAGGGCUCCUGGAACAUGGCGCUGGAUGCUCGGAGUCGCAGGAGCACCAGCUUUGAUUCAGUUCUUCUUGAUGCUCACCCUCCCUGAAUCUCCCAGAUACCUUUACAGAAAGGAUCGGGUCCAUGAAGCCAGGGCCAUCUUGGAGAAAAUUUACCCUGCUAAUGAAGUUGAAGGAGAGAUGAAUAGGUUACAACAAUCGGUGGAAGCUGAAAAGGCUGAGGAAGCUAUUAUUGGCAAAGGCACGUUUUCUAGAUUAAAGGGAGCUUUCGGUAACCCUAUUGUAAGGAGGGGACUUUAUGCUGGAAUUACAGUUCAAGUAGCUCAGCAGUUUGUAGGUAUCAACACUGUCAUGUAUUACAGUCCAUCCAUAGUUCAAUUUGCCGGAUUCGCAUCAAACAGCACAGCUCUAGCUCUCUCUCUGGUGACUUCCGGUCUCAAUGCUGUUGGCUCAAUUGUUAGUAUGGCAUUUGUUGAUCGAUACGGAAGAAGGAAACUGAUGAUCAUCUCAAUGUUUGGAAUAAUUUCUUGCCUCGUUGUGUUAGCUAUUGUGUUUUGGCAAGCUUCAGUUCAUUCUCCCUCUAUUAGCCCAGUUGAAUCAUUUCACUUUGGCAAGAACAGCACAUGUCCAGCUUACUCCACAGCUGCAAAUCCAUCUAGAUGGAACUGCAUGUCCUGCUUGAAAGUAAAAUGUGGCUUCUGUGCAAAUAAAGGAGAUGAACAUCUUCCUGGAGCAUGUUUGAUUCAGGAUAAAUCAAACGAGGUCGUCUGUGGUGGAGAGCACCGCACAUAUUUUAAGAGUGGUUGCCCAAGUAGAUUUGGAUUCCUUGCAGUGAUCCUCCUUGGAUUGUACAUUAUAGUGUACUCACCAGGGAUGGGAACUGUUCCAUGGAUUGUCAACUCUGAGAUCUAUCCAUUGAGAUACAGAGGCAUUGGUGGAGGCAUUGCUGCAGUUUCUAACUGGACAUCGAAUCUCAUCGUCAGCUUGACAUUCUUAUCACUCACCGAAGCUCUUGGUUCUGCUGGUACUUUCCUCUUAUUCGCCGGGUUUUCUACCCUAGGACUCAUCGCUAUUUACUUCUUGGUACCAGAAACUAAAGGAUUACCGUUCGAAGAAGUCGAGAAAAUGCUUGAGAAAGGCUACAAACCCGGCUUAUUCAAGAGAAAAAGCAAAGAUGUUGAGGGUUCUGCUUGA